UUCAUUAGAUUGCGGAACGGUGCACUUGGGUCCCACGGGUGUAACUUGUACUCGCAUAUCCUUCAGCUACAAUUACUUGAAUGAACUGUGCUCAAACGACCUUAGUGGAUAUACGGCUACGUGCAGCAUGUCGAUCGUAAAGAAGUUAUCCUUUGAUGCCAAUUGCGAGGAGAAGGAGAAAUAUACGCUGCAGAAUGGCGACGAUUAUUACGACCAGGCAAACGGACACACUGUCGACGUGGAGGGGAAGUACACGAAGGCCAAGCAGGCCCACUGGCUGCUGCGUCGCAUCUACAUUCUCAGCUGGAUACGGAGCUACGAUCGGGAGCGUGCCUUUGCCGAUCUGAUUGCGGGCAUCACCCUGGGACUGACGAUCAUUCCGCAGAGCAUUGCCUACGCCGCGCUGGCUGGCCUCUCCUCGGAGUACGGCCUGUACUCGGCAUUUAUUGGAUCCAUCAUCUAUGUGUUCUUUGGCACGAUACCGCAGGUCUCCAUUGGACCCACCAGCCUGAUGGCCAUUCUCACGCUUCAGUUCUGUGCGGAUAAACCCGUGCAGGUGGUCAUCGUGCUGGCAUUUCUCGCGGGAUUAGUGGAGCUGGCGAUGGGUGUGUUCCAGCUGGGAUUUAUAGUGAGCUUUAUACCGGGUCCGGUGACCAAGGCAUUCACCUCCGGCACAGCUGUGAUUGUGGUGUUUGCUCAGAUCAAGAAUCUGUUGGGUGUUCGCGUGAAAGGAUUCCCCUCGAUUGGGGAGUUCUUUGGCAGCAUUCGACCCUCGGAUGCGGCCAUGGGCAUUUUCUGUCUGGUUGUGCUGCUGUCGUUGCGUCUCCUGUCCCAAGUGAAAUUCAAGCAGGACUCACCGAUGACGCGUCGCCUGAAGAAGGUUCUGUGGUACAUUAGCAUCUCGCGCAAUGCUUUGGUUGUCUUCUUCACCGGCCUGCUAGUGUUCAUCUGGGUGAAGAAGAGCUCCCUGGAAGCGGUGCCCUUUGCACUCUCCUCCAAGGUAUCCUCGGCCAUGCCCUCGAUCAAGCUGCCGCCCUUCGCCUUUGAGUACCAGAAUCGUACCUACGUCUUCACGGACAUCCUGCACGAGCUGGGCAGCGGCAUAGUUGUGGUGCCCAUUGUGGCCGUGCUGGCCAAUGUGGCAAUUGCCAAGGCUUUCGUGAAGGAUGGCAAUCUGGAUGCCUCACAGGAGAUGCUCACCCUGGGCUUGUGCAACAUUGCUGGCUCCUUUUUCAGCGCAAUGCCCACGUGUGGAGCGUUCACCCGCUCGGCGGUGAGUCAGGCCUCAGGCGUACGCACACCCAUGGCUGGCAUCUACACGGGCCUGAUUGUUCUUUCCGCUCUGAGCAUUCUGACGCCGUACUUCCAGUACAUACCCAAGGCAUCGCUGUCAGCUGUGCUCAUUGCAGCAGUGAUCUUUAUGAUCGAUCUGGCGCCCGUGAAGGAGCUGUGGCAGACCAACAAAAAGGAUUUCUUCAGCUGGGUGGGCAGCUUCAUCAUCUGCCUGGUGGCCGGCGUGGAGUUGGGCCUGCUCUUUGGCAUUGUUCUGAGCAUGGUGUUCAUUCUGCUGCGUUUGGGUAAUCCCAAAAUUGAAGUGUCCCUGAAAAAGGAGGAGUCCCUAACUUAUGUGCAUGUUGUGCCCCAGUCGGACAUUUAUUACACAGGCGUGGACACGCUGCGCGGCGAGUUGCGUGGCGCCUGUUCGCUCUACCGCAACGACUUUCCCGUGGUGCUGGACUGCAGCCGCUUCAUGCAGUUCGAUGCCACCUUCACAGAGAUGCUGACAGCUGUCAGCAAGGAGAUGGCUGAGAAUGAUGUGCUGCUGAUACUGCAGAACAUGAGCCUGAAGGUGCAGCAAAUGCUGCCCGUGAUUGGCAAUGUGCGCUUCUGCCAGGAGGACAGUCAGUUGAUUAGUCAUCUGCAGCAGAAGAAAGAGUCUGGGCAGCAGCUCGAUGCGAAGCUCUGAGUGUUGGUUCCUAUUAUCUCAGUCAGUCCGUCAGUCAGCUAGCCUGUCAGUCUGUUUGUUUUGCUGUUUUGUUUGCCUAGAUGAAUGUUCUGUGGAACUGCCUCCGUUUGGGCGUUUGCAUGUGACGGGCUGGCAUUGCGCAAUUGCUUCGCUGGUUAGCUCUUUAGAUUAAGUUAUUUAGUAAGCGGCUCUGUAAAUACUUAAUUGCAUUAUUAAAUCAAAUAUAUUGUAUGCUGCUUUGUUGGGCUGUAAAGAUAAUGAA
Molecule: messenger RNA, 2228 nt
Organism: Drosophila subobscura
Lineage: Eukaryota; Metazoa; Arthropoda; Insecta; Diptera; Drosophilidae
Product: sodium-independent sulfate anion transporter
Exons: 6
Coding region: 128-1966 (612 amino acids)
Biological process (GO): transmembrane transport
Cellular component (GO): membrane
Molecular function (GO): sulfate transmembrane transporter activity
Source: RefSeq, a predicted model, not a curated record